Messenger RNA from Thlaspi arvense, 3006 nucleotides. NCBI's taxonomy places the organism in Eukaryota, Viridiplantae, Streptophyta, Magnoliopsida, Brassicales, Brassicaceae. The record is from the annotation of a GenBank genome assembly.
AUUUUGUCACUCCUUCAAAAAGUAGAAAGAAUAAAAGAGAAGUAGUUAUCUUCUUAGAUCGAGACGGAGACCAAAUCAUCUUCUCUCUCACAUGAUGGAAUCAAUCACAACAGCAUUAAACAUUGACGUUGAUUUCAAUGUCACAUUUUCACUAUAAAUAACCUCCAACUUAUUAUUUUUGCCAGCGCACAAUUUUGGAGCCCAAAAUUAUUCACAAUCUCGCCGUCCGAUCAUCCAACCACCGUCAAUGGAUGUCCGUCGGAGAUUCCCGACCAAGCUUCCUCCUCAAAACGACGACGAAGAAGUCUCCAACGUCACUGCUCCUCGCAAAGCCUCAGACGCGCUUCCUCUCCCGCUAUACCUAACCAACACUUUCUUCCUCUCGCUCUUCUUCGCUAUGGUCUAUUUCCUUCUCAGCCGAUGGCGCGAGAAGAUCCGUAACUCGACUCCUCUCCACGUCGUUAGCUUAUCGGAGAUCUCCGCACUCUUCGGUCUCGUCGCGUCGUGCAUCUACCUCCUCGGAUUCUUCGGCGUCGACUUCGUUCAGUCUGUUUUCUUCCGGUCUUCUUCCGAUGACGACGUUUGGGCCGCCAACGAGAUCGAUGAGGAUUUGAGGAAGAUCCCUUGCGGUCAAUCGCUUGAUUGUUCUCUCCCGAUUAAACCUAAUUCAGUCGAUCCUCCUCGUGAAUCGGAUCUCGAUUCGGAGGAAGAUGAAGAAAUCGUCAAAUCGGUGAUCCAAGGAACCAUCCCUUCUUACUCACUCGAGACGAAACUCGGAGACUGCAAGCGAGCCGCAGCGAUAAGACGAGAAGCGGUUCAGAGGAUAACCGGUAAAUCCCUAACCGGUCUCCCAUUGGAAGGCUUCGAUUACAAUUCGAUUUUGGGACAGUGCUGCGAGAUGCCGGUUGGGUAUAUCCAGAUUCCGGUUGGAAUCGCCGGACCUCUGCUGCUCGACGGCAUUGAGUACUCUGUUCCGAUGGCGACUACAGAGGGUUGCUUGGUUGCUAGCACCAAUAGAGGCUGCAAGGCUAUUCACUUAUCCGGAGGCGCCUUCAGUGUUUUAGUGAACGACGCCAUGUCUAGAGCUCCAAUCGUCAGAUUCCCUUCCGCAAGAAGAGCCGCUCUUGCCAUGUUUUAUCUACAAGAUCCUGAUAAUUUCGAGAGAUUGUCCAUCAUUUUCAACAAAUCGAGUAGAUUUGCUAAGCUUCAGAGUAUCAAAUGCAAGAUUGCUGGAAAGAAUCUAUACCCGAGGUUCUCUUGUAGUACUGGUGAUGCUAUGGGGAUGAACAUGGUCUCCAAAGGUGUUCAGAACGUAUUGGAAUUCAUAAAGGCAGAGUUCCCUGACAUGGAUGUUAUUGGCAUCUCAGGGAAUUACUGUUCGGACAAGAAAGCCGCGGCUGUAAACUGGAUAGAAGGACGCGGGAAGCAUGUUGUUUGUGAAGCAACUAUUCCCGGUGAGAUUGUGAAGAAAGUGUUGAAGACUAGCGUAGAGGCUCUUGUAGAGCUUAACAUGCUCAAGAACCUUGCUGGUUCGGCUAUGGCUGGUUCUCUUGGUGGAUUCAAUGCUCAUGCCAGCAAUAUAGUAAGCGCUGUCUUCAUCGCCACUGGCCAAGACCCAGCUCAAAACGUGGAGAGCUCACACUGUAUAACCAUGAUUGUAGCUCAAGGCGACGACCUUCACAUCUCUGUCUCGAUGCCUUGCAUUGAGGUUGGUACUGUUGGAGGUGGGACACAGCUUGCAUCACAAGCAGCUUGUUUGAAUCUGCUCGGUGUGAAAGGAUCGAGCGACGAAGACGAGGAAGCUGGCUCGAACGCGAGGCAACUGGCGAGAAUUGUGGCUGGUUCGGUUCUUGCGGGAGAGCUUUCGCUAAUGUCUGCAAUUGCAGCUGGACAGCUUGUGAAGAGCCACAUGAAGUACAAUAGAUCAAGUAGAAACAUUGGCCCUUCGUCUCAGGUCAACAGAUGAUGUUGGAGCACGAAGACAGUUAAAUAAAACAAAACAACAAAAAGCCAAAAAAGAAACAAAAAUAGACUGAUGUAAUUUUGUUAACCUCAUUUGAUUUGUUCUUCAUCGAUUUCUCUCUAUGUAGUUUUGUACUCACUCAGUUACCAAAUCUAUUUAUUACUAUGUAAAGUCAUUUUUGUCAUUCACUCCUCUCACUCCUAGACCGUUGGAUUAUCUCCUACGUUUCAAUCCAACGGUACGUAUCUAAUCUGAGUAGAAAAGUCUCAUCGUCUCAUGACCAUCAGAUUUCCUCUCUCCCCGUUCUUGUCGAAACCUCACCAAAAUCUCCGAAACCUGCGAACAUCGUCGAGAUCGUCUUUGUGUCCCUAAACUCUAAAUUCUGACCGAGAGAUCAAUGGGAAGUGAAGAAGCGAAGGAUCCAUGGAAAGGAGAAGAAGAGUGGGGAAAUGGGAAUCAGGCGAAGAAGAAGCCAAGUGCGGAGGCUAAAACGGUGACGAGGGCGAGGAAACAGAUCCCGAGGGGACUUGAGGAAAAAUACGAAGCUUACUUCCUCCCCAGGAAGCCUUGGCCUAAGGCUCUUGCCUUCUAUGGAAGUUUCAUCCUUGGUGGGAUUGGUGCUGGUAUGCUUCUGGAGACUUGGAUCAACAAGAAAGUCAAAGAGGAUGGAGGAGUGAUAUGGGAGUUUGACAAAUGAAGCUAAUGAAUAUGGAAAAAUGGUGCAGUUGGAGAGGAUGAAGUAAAGGAGUACAUUUGUGACUUUUGUUGUGUAUGUACAUCAGAUGCAUCGAUUACAAAUUCCACUACAAGAGAAUUUUAGUAGAAUCACUCUUCUUUCGAUCGUUUCUAUUUUAAAGUGUCAAUGCAAAAGUUGGAAAGAAAGAAAAAAUGUCCAAAAGAAACGAUGCUAUAUAUAUCAUAGCAAUUCGAUCAAUGUGAUUUUAAAAUUUAGCACCAAGUUUCUGAAUUUUGUAAAAAACACUUAUGAAAUUGAGUGAAAAUUAUGAAAUAGUGGAAACAAUUUUAUAUGAAUUGGAGAGAGA